AUGGCUGAGAAUCCAAAUGCGAGCAAUACUCCAUUACAAAACAAAACUAAUGGUGGUGUUGGAUCAUCCAGCCGGCGCGGGAACCCUUCUCGUGGCCGUGCUGGCUAUUGGCGAGGGAAUUUUAGAGGUUUUCGACAUCAAGCCAGUUUGCCACGUGAAAAACCGGUUGGAUUCGCACUGCUCCCGGGAUUAACAAAAGAUACACUUGGAUCAACGAGCGGUUCACAAAUUACUAGCUAUUCAACUAAUUUACGAAGUGCCUCGUGUGAGUACGCCGGAUGGAAGUUGUAUUUCCCAAAGGAAGAAUAUUCGGCAGGCUCCAAAACAGUUCAUCGUGUGAAAGCAAUGCAAAAACAUUAUGGUAACUGUGCAGAUCAUUAUGAUCCCAUGCAGGUGAAGAGCAGCUGCUGGUUUGAGCUAAAACUGGACGUUUGUGAGGGCGACAGCCAGCUACGCACGCAAUGGUGUUCAUUCCGGCAAGAUUUAACAGACAAUCCUGAGCAUUCGUUAGCGUGCAUUGGACUAGCGAUGCACCACCUGCUAAUGUGCCAACAACCAGCUGGUGGCAGCACACCGCCCGAUGCUAAGUUCUGCCUACAGGUUAUAAGGCCUCGAAUAGUGGGUUUCGGGCCAGAGGUUUCCAUCGCUUCCAUCAAAGUCAGCAGUUUCGGAAAGCUGGUUUCCAUUCGUGGCACGAUCAUUCGAGCCGGAGCCUCCCAGAUAAUGAAUACCUGGUGCGCGUUUCGUUGCGCACAGUGUGGAAAUGAGCAGGCAGUCUACCAGAAAGAUGGCAUAUACACCACACCGACGUCGUGUCAUAGCGGGUGUAAGGCACGCAGUCAUUUCGUGCUCUUGCAACAGUCUAUUUUCACUCGCAUGGAAGCGUAUCAAACCAUUCGGUUGCAGGAAACGACUCAAGGAUCUCGGACGAUUUCAGGAAACGUGGCUAAGAACAUCGAAAUAGAGCUCACACACGAGCUGGUGGAUAGCGUGUGCCCGGGAGAUGACGUUACCGUGACGGGUAUCUUGAAAGCCCGUUCGCAAGAUCCGGAUGGCACAGCGAAAGCCAGCCUGUACAAGGCAUACAUGGAGGCUGUUUACGUGCGAAGCAAUAAGAACGUGCUGGCCAACUGGAACCGGUUGGCGGAGUUUACCGAGCUGGACAUGCAGGCUAUACAGGCGAUAAAAUCGGAACCGUCACCGUUUCGGCUGCUGGUACAAUCACUCUGCCCCACCAUCUUUGGUCAUGAGAUCGUAAAAGCUGGUCUUUUGCUGGGUCUCUUGGGCGGGGAAGUUACUUCCAGUCGAACUAGAGCCGAAAUUCAUGUACUUGUCGUUGGCGAUCCGGGCAUAGGUAAAAGUCAAAUUUUGCAAAGGUGCGCUAACGUUUCUCCCCGGGGCAUCUUCGUGUGCGGAACCAAUUCCUCUAACGUGGGGCUUACGGUGACGGUACGGACGGAGAAGGGAGUUGGUGCAUCACUGGAAGCGGGUGCACUCGUGCUGGCCGAUCAAGGCGUUUGCUGUAUCGAUGAGUUUGAUAAGAUGUCCAACCACCACGGGCUGCUGGAGGUCAUGGAACAACGGUCGGUUAGUGUCGCGAAAGCGGGCGUAAUCUGCACGGUACCUGCCCGUACAAGCGUCCUAGCCGCCGCUAACCCUGUCGAUGGCCACUACAACAAAGCAAAAACGGUGUCCGAAAACCUGAAACUCCAUCCCGCUUUGCUGUCUCGUUUCGAUUUGGUUUUUAUUCUGCUCGAUCGUUCAAACGAACGGACGGACAAUCUGCUCACGGCUCACAUACAAAAAGUGCACGGUCUUUCAAGAUCUACUUCCUCGCAAGCGCAAUGGUUUUUCGACGCCACUGGAAGCACCCCGAUGGAGGACGAUAGAGAAUCUCCCCUGGAGGAACGACUCAAACUGCUGCCUGGAGAGAAAUUAGAUAUCCUUCCAGCGGAACUCUUACAGAAGUAUAUAGGAUACGCACGAAAAAACAUCCACCCAAAGCUAACGGCGAAGGCCGCUGAAGAGUUGCGAGAUUUUUUCGUUGAAUUACGCCGGACACAUCAUCAAACGGACAUGAUUCCCGUUACCACCCGCCAGCUAGAGGGACUGAUUCGAUUAACCCAGGCGCGGGCCAAAAUCGAUCUGUCAUCGGAAGCGACGGUCAGCCACGUGCGCGACGUGCUGGCCAUCUUGCGACAGAGUAUGUUGGACGUGUUUAGCACUGAUGAGGGCGAUCUGCAGUUCUCGCGGCUAUCAAACGGCAGUGGCACCAGCAAGUCAUCGAUGGUGAGGAAGUUCGUGCGUGUGCUAACGUCACGAUCCGCAGUAAAGGGCUCCACGCUUUAUUCGAUGGCUGAUUUACGCGAAGCAAUGGUAGCUGGUGGUAUAAGCGCUAAUUGCAGCGAACUGAUCGACACCAUGAACGUGCAGGGUUUUUUGCUCAAGAAAGGACGCGAUUGCUACAAGUUCGUAGCAGAUUGAUGAUCGAAA
Anopheles nili is the source of this 2493-nucleotide messenger RNA. RefSeq names its product DNA helicase MCM8 (gene rec). Gene Ontology annotation, molecular function: single-stranded DNA helicase activity; ATP binding; single-stranded DNA binding. Gene Ontology annotation, cellular component: nucleus; MCM complex. NCBI's taxonomy places the organism in Eukaryota, Metazoa, Arthropoda, Insecta, Diptera, Culicidae. Bases 1 to 2484 code for a protein of 827 amino acids. The transcript is spliced from 3 exons. Gene Ontology annotation, biological process: DNA replication. The record is from RefSeq and is a predicted model, not a curated record.